AUGGCUUUAGAUUUUGUGGCGACCUACAAAGUUUUAGUUUUGGGCGAUUCCAAUGUUGGCAAGACAUGCAUUGUCCACAGAUACUGCGAUGAAAAGUAUUACGACACAUACAUCUCUACAAUUGGUAUCGAUUUCAAACAAAAACUCAUUAAUCUCGAUGGCGUACCGAUAAAAUUACAAAUUUGGGAUACUGCCGGUCAAGAACGCUUUCGUACUUUAACAACCGCCUAUUACAGAGGAGCCAUGGGAAUUCUGUUAAUGUAUGACGUGACGAAUUUGGAAAGUUAUAAUAAUUUAUCAUAUUGGUUAAGAAAUAUUCAAGAGAAUGCAUCACCGGACGUGGUAAAAGUUUUAGCGGGAAACAAAUGUGAAUGCUCAGCCACACAAAGAAUGGUGGACAAGGAACGAGGUGAAAAGAUCGCUGAAAAUUUUGAUAUGCCAUUCUUUGAGGUAUCCUGUAAAAAUAAUAUUAACAUUGAAGAAGCAUUCCUAUCACUAGCAAGAAAAAUACGAGAGCAAAGAGAGAGAAGGGGCGAAAACUUCGAUAACGAUGAUAAACCACAAGAUAAGAAAUCACCUGGCUCAAAUGGUUUAGGCACAUUUAGUUUAGCCAGCCUAUCGGAGGCUAAUCGCUGUGCUUGUUAAAC
This is a messenger RNA of Musca vetustissima, 647 nucleotides long. RefSeq names its product ras-related protein Rab-13-like. Gene Ontology annotation, molecular function: GTPase activity; GTP binding. The transcript is spliced from 5 exons. Bases 1 to 645 code for a protein of 214 amino acids. NCBI's taxonomy places the organism in Eukaryota, Metazoa, Arthropoda, Insecta, Diptera, Muscidae. The record is from RefSeq and is a predicted model, not a curated record.